Ipomoea triloba (trilobed morning glory) is the source of this 878-nucleotide messenger RNA. RefSeq names its product DNA-directed RNA polymerase V subunit 5C. Lineage: Eukaryota; Viridiplantae; Streptophyta; Magnoliopsida; Solanales; Convolvulaceae. Gene Ontology annotation, molecular function: DNA-directed RNA polymerase activity; DNA binding. Gene Ontology annotation, biological process: DNA-templated transcription. The transcript is spliced from 4 exons. The record is from RefSeq and is a predicted model, not a curated record. Bases 9 to 686 code for a protein of 225 amino acids.
GAGACAAAAUGGAGACGAAAUCGGCGCCGGCCGAUAACAUUUAUGGAGGAAGCUGCAUAACCAGCUUCAUCGACAGGGGUUCGGUGGAGAGCCAUCGCUACUUCCUUGCCCGCCGCACAUUGCUUGAAAUGCUCAGGGACCGAGGCUACGCUGUUCCCGACUCCGAGCUCUGUCGCUCCCUCUCCGACUUCCGCUCCUCCUUUGGCGACCGGCCGGCACCUGAUCGCCUCCGUUUCUCCACUCAUCGCACAACUUCCCCAACUAAAAAGAUAUUGGUUAUUUUUUGUGGAACAGAGGAGAUCCGGAAGAAAGUUAUUCUUGGUAUUUUGCUUCAAAUUGUGAACAAAGAGAGCUUGGAAAAGGUGGUCUUGGUCUUGCAAAGCAAGAUGAAUUUCUAUGCUAAGAAGGUUGUGGAUGAGUAUCCUGUCAAAGUUGAGACCUUUCAAAUUACUGACUUGCUGAUCAAUGUCACGAAGCACAUCGCGCAGCCAGAGCAUGAGAUAUUGACUGCUGAGGAGAAGACAAAGCUCCUGAAGGCAUACAACAUUGAAGAGAAUCAGAUGCCUAGGAUGUAUCAAACUGAUGCAAUUGCAAGGUACUCUGGGCUUAAGAAGGGUCAGGUGGUGAUGUUUACUCACCAAGUCCCUCCAACUGGUUCAGCUGUCACUUAUCGUUGUGUUGUGUGAUGACGCCAUCUUCUGUGGUUACAACAGUAAACUCUUAUCAUCAUUUUCAUAGAGAAAACCUGUUAUUGUCCCUUCCUGACAACAACAAAUUUAAAUGGGAAAUACAUAUGUAUGAAGACUGUCCAAAAUGACUCUCUGUAAUUGUCAAGACAGCUUAUUGAUGGUUUAAAAUAGCCUAAUAGUUGCUUUGUA